AUGGCGCGAACAGUGCAACAAGUCACCAAAAAGAAACAGAAACCGAAAAAGCUUUUACCAAAAUUCACAAAGAAAACCACAAAACGUACCAAACCCGGAGUAAGAUCAUUAAGAGAGAUAAAAUUUUAUCAAGCGUCUACAAAUUUAUUGCUAAGAAAAAGACCAUUCAUGAGACUGGUUAGAGAAGUUACCCAAAAAUUGACACUGCAAGCUCAUUUCUGGCAAUUAACAGCUCUCGAAGCCCUUCAAGAAGCCGCAGAAACGUAUUUAACUCAUCUAUUUGAACAUUCAAAUCUCGCUGCCAUCCAUGCCAAAAGAAUUACAGUAUUUCCAAGGGACGUACAAUUCAUCUUGCGAAUCAAAGAAGAUGAUUUAUGA
Messenger RNA from Tetranychus urticae (two-spotted spider mite), 378 nucleotides. RefSeq names its product histone H3-like centromeric protein A. Lineage: Eukaryota; Metazoa; Arthropoda; Arachnida; Trombidiformes; Tetranychidae. Gene Ontology annotation, molecular function: DNA binding; structural constituent of chromatin; protein heterodimerization activity. The record is from RefSeq and is a predicted model, not a curated record. Gene Ontology annotation, cellular component: nucleosome.